Molecule: messenger RNA, 2868 nt
Organism: Danio aesculapii
Lineage: Eukaryota; Metazoa; Chordata; Actinopteri; Cypriniformes; Danionidae
Product: intestinal mucin-like protein
Exons: 23
Coding region: 424-2568 (714 amino acids)
Cellular component (GO): extracellular matrix
Source: RefSeq, a predicted model, not a curated record
GUUAAUAAUCAAGUGAAGAUUCCAACAUACAUCACUGAUAGAUUCAUUAUCACCACCACUGGCAUAGCAGCGACUGUGAACAUCACUGACAUUAACGUUCAGAUUAGAGUCAGUGCUUCAGAAGUCUCAAUCAGACUCCCGUUUUCCUCCUUCCGUAAUAAUACAAAGGGACAAUGCGGUUGUUGUGACAACAGCAACACAAAUGACUGCCAGUACCCUAACGGAACAAUCAACAGUUUAUGUGAGAAAACGGCAGCAUUUUGGAAUGUUUCUGAAUGUACACCUCCACCAUCACCUCCGGUUCCACCUAUACCUCCAGUCGUACCUCCCUGUGAAAUCCUCAAGAACAAUGUGUUUAAAAGCUGCCAUGAUGUCGUUCCCUACGAUGAGUAUUAUCAAGCAUGUAAAUAUGAUGUGAUCACUAUGGGAAAUGAGUCUUAUGGCUGUGCUAGUGUGGAGUCCUAUGCACAAUUAUGUAGCCGUAAAUCUAUCUGUGUGGACUGGAGAAGCUCACCUGAACUUAAAGGGCUUUGUGAUUUCAAGUGUCCCAGUUCCAAAGUCUACAAGGCAUGUGGACCGAAAGUGGAAAAAUCCUGCAGUACAUCGUACAACACAAUGUAUGCGGAUACACAAUGUCAAAGCAACGAUUGUAACCAAACAUUAGCAGAAGGUUGUUACUGUCCCGAUGGACAAUAUCGGGUUAAUUUGACAUCAAAUUUGUGUACAGCUUACUGUGACUGCAUUGGCCCUGAUGGAUCACCUAGAAAGCCUGGAGAAAUCUGGACAUAUCAGUGUUACAACUAUACAUGCCUUAAUGCUGGUGUCUAUGUAAAAGCUCCUGUAACGUGUCAAACUGUAAAUACCUGUGGUGAUGGAUACAAAAGCGCUGUUAAAAACUGCUGUCCAACAUGUGUUUGUGAUUUUGAGCAAUGUCUUCAGAAGAAAUGUGAUGUGGGAUUUGAGUUAGCGUUGAAUAAAACUGAAGGCAGUUGCUGUCCACCCUGCGUGCAAAAGGAUGUCUGCGUGUACAAUAGCUCUGAGUACAAGGUUGGCGUCUACCAUUUCACAUGUCAAACUUUAAACUGUCGUCAAGUUAAUGGCUCAUUUGUGGCAGAGAUGACCACAACUCAGUGCCCUUACUUGAGUUCACAGGACUGUGGGCCUGGCUUUGAAUAUGUGAAACAAGAAGGAGAUUGUUGUGGAACAUGUGUGCAAACGAAAUGUACUUACAUGAUGGACAACACCACAUACACACUUCAGGUUGGAGAAGGUCACAGUUACAAAUGUGAAAAUGUGACCUGUAGUAUCAUUAGUGGCUCUCCUGUGACUGAGAGGAACUCUGAGAAGUGCACUUACUUGAGCUCACUUGACUGUAAACUUGGCUCUGAAUAUGUGUAUCAAGAAGGAGAUUGUUGUGGAACAUGUGUGCAAAGGAACUGUACUUACAUGAUAGACAGCACCACAUACACUCUUCAGGUUGGAGAAGUUCACAGUUACAAAUGUGAAAAUGUGACCUGUAGUGUCAUUAGUGGUUCUCCUGUGACUGAGAGGAACUCUGAGAAGUGCACAUACUUGAGCUCACUUGACUGUAAACUUGGCUCUGAAUAUGUGAAACAAGAAGGAGAUUGUUGUGGAACAUGUGUGCAAAGGAACUGUACCUACAUUAUGGACAACACCAUGUAUACUCUUCAGGUUGGAGAAGUCCAGAGUUACAAAUGUGAAAAUGUGACCUGUAGUAUCAUUAGUGGCUCUCCUGUGACUGAGAGGAACUCUGAGAAGUGCACUUACUUGAGCUCACUUGACUGUAAACUUGGUUUUGAAUAUGUCAAUCAAGAAGGAGAUUGUUGUGGAACGUGUGUGCAAAGGAACUGCACUUACAUGAUGGACAACACCACAUACACUCUUCAGGUUGGAGAAGUUCACAGUUAUAAAUGUGAAAAUGUGACCUGUAGUGUCAUCAGUGGCUCUCCUGUGACUGAGAGGAACUCUGAGAAGUGCACUUACUUGAGCUCAGUUGACUGUAAACCUUUCUUUGAAUAUGUGAAAAAAGAAGGAGAGUGCUGUGGAACGUGUAAACAAACAUGUUGUUUUUAUGAAGCGCCAGACAACACCACGCAUACUCUCAAGAAUGGAGAGGCAUACACAUCCAAAUGCGAGACCGGUACCUGUCAUGAAGUGAAUGGCUUGUUUGAGACUGAGAAGAAGAUUAAGGAAUGCCCUCCAUUUAAUCUAGACGACUGUGAGCCUGGAACAAUAAAAUUUGACUCGGAUCAAUGCUGUUACACAUGUGAAACUCGCAACUGUGUUCGUCAGAGAAAUAUCACCCGUCUGCAAGUGGAUGACUGCACUUCUGUACAGGAUAUAGAAAUUACAUCCUGCACUGGCCACUGCGGCUCCAUGUAUUCACUGUACGCCAAUCAAAUGACCAGCUGCUCCUGCUGCCAGAAAGAUAAGUCUACCAGUUUACCAGUGAAGCUGAAGUGCACCAAUGGAACAGAGAUCGAUUAUAACUACACUUACAUAGAGACAUGCAAAUGCACUCCAAUGAAGUGUGCAGACAAGCAUUAAAGGCAAAUAAGAGAUCCUGCUUUAAAUUUGACUCUGUAAUCUGACACUGAGAAAACUCCCAAUUUAAACUAUAUAUCAGAAAUUAAUGAUAGUGAUGAUUUAAGCUAGCUAUAUAUUUAUAUAUUGACCUACAUUUUUACCCAGGGAUAUGUUUCAUUCUAAGUAUAGUCUGUUUUGUUAUCACUCCAAGAGGAUUCUGGGCACUUUUGUUUUUUAUUCAUUAUAAUCUCUGUUAAUGCAUGAUAUAAACCUGUGUUUUCAAUCCAAUCAAAUGAAUUAAAUCAUAAUAAUAAGCAUCAA